This is a messenger RNA of Colossoma macropomum (tambaqui), 1850 nucleotides long. RefSeq lists its product as uncharacterized. Bases 908 to 1747 code for a protein of 279 amino acids. Lineage: Eukaryota; Metazoa; Chordata; Actinopteri; Characiformes; Serrasalmidae. The transcript is spliced from 6 exons. The record is from RefSeq and is a predicted model, not a curated record.
UAAACACACAAUAUAGCAGAAUAGAAUAAAUACAACUGAGCAUGAAUGCAGUAAAACAUAACAGGAAAGUCUUAUUAAAAAUAAUACUAAGCUUCCUCAAGGGGGGAUUUAGAAGUAGUUCACACUGACAUACAUGAAAUCACUACUUACUACUUACAGUACUUAUUAAUGUAAUUUGUAUUUAUUUUACUGCCCAGUUAAAUAGCUUUUUAAAUGUAAUUUUCUCAGUUGCCAAAGACUUCAUUGAAGUCUUGAAGUAAAUGUUACCAGUCACAGUAUUUGUAUCACGGCUAUCACUAUCAAUUAUACAAAUAAUCGUCUAACUUGGCUAUUAUUUUGAUAUUUAUUUGAGUGAUUUUUAAAAAGGCCAAACAAUUCAAAUGAACUACAGCUGUAUUUCUUCCUGAGCAAUCAGAAACUGUUCAUAGCUUUUCAAAACACGUCACUGGAAAGAGAUAACACCUUUUCAAAGACAUCAUUGAAAAAACAUGAAAAGCACAAUGUGGUUAAAAAUGCUUACAAAAGGAUGUUCAUGAUAUGCAUUAUCAUCAUUGCUGAUUCGUUGAGGUUAAGAUUUUUAAAUCAAGUUUAGUUCAAUAAUCAUGACAGAUGACAGUGUUAAUAAGUACAAUCACAGACCUACUAUGCUGCUAAAGAAAUUCAUUCAGACAGUGGAAAUUAUGAGGUAAGACUGGAAUGUUCAUUAGCAAAUUAACCGUGCAAGUCAAAGAUCUGGUCAAAGUUUCAAUGAGAGGAAGUGCAAAACGCUUAAAAAAGCAGUCCUUAAACCUGUAUUUUCAGCCCAUCACUCAGCUCCACAAAUGUGCUUCCUCAUUUCGCUCUGUUGAAUCGUCUCGGCUCCAGUGACACUCGAGUGACUCUUCUCUCUUGGACAAGAGGAGCCGAUAUGAAGCUUUUCUUCUUUUUCGUUUUCUUUUUCAAGAACGGUAUAAACCUGAUGAAAGCACAGCUAACUGCAGAGGUGUCAGGAGAAGUGAAUAUACACUUUAUGUUUGAUCCAUACUUCAAUUACUUCAAGAAGUCUUGCUGUAAGUUCACUCAGUUUAGGUGCUUAUUCAUUGUGGACAACAACGGAUAUGCAGAUGCAGCUUACAGAGGAAGAAUAAAGACCCAUGAAUACAGUGGAGCUCUGGAUGUAAGGAUCAGGAAUUUGCAAGCAAGCGAUGCUGGAAUAUACAGAUGCAAGAUCCAUGGGAUACAAAACUACAUCAUUUAUAAAGAUUUUCAAGUUGAUAUAGUUGACAGAAAACCUAGGCUGGACCCAGUGCUGCUCUUUCCCAAAUCUACCAUUUCAACUGUCACCUCACUGAACCAAAUCUCAGGGAAACACCAAGAACCACCCAGUCUAAUCAGUGAUUCAUGGAGCUUGAAACACACGCUGGGAACAGUGUUUGGCAUCGUGAUCAUCCUCAUUAUCACAGUCAUACUCGGAGUGGCCUACCACAAAAAGAAAGCAAAAGACCUAGAAUACGGCACGUCUUCUUUUUCCUCGGAUAAAUGUGGAAGAAGCCUCAGCAGUGCGCCUGACAUCAUCCCACCACCACAGGAGCUCAACAGCAUCAUCUACACUACUGUGGAUUUCAAGCCCCAUGAAGAAACAUCUCAACUGUAUGCCAACUUGUGCCUCCACAACUCAAAAAGUGCACUGAAGUCACAGGAGAACGUGGAGUACUCUACCAUAGCUGUCCACUGUCAUGACCAAAAACAAUAUCAGUUUAAUAUCUAAUAUUUGAUUUUUAAAAUGUUGAAGAAAUGCUCUUUUUUGUUGCAAGGGCUAAAUUAUGUUUGAGCCAAGAAAAAUGGUUGGGGGGGUUCUGUGUAUGAAAACA